Messenger RNA from Rhinichthys klamathensis goyatoka, 782 nucleotides. RefSeq names its product vitamin K epoxide reductase complex, subunit 1-like 1 (gene vkorc1l1). Gene Ontology annotation, biological process: peptidyl-glutamic acid carboxylation; vitamin K metabolic process. The transcript is spliced from 3 exons. Gene Ontology annotation, molecular function: vitamin-K-epoxide reductase (warfarin-sensitive) activity. Bases 79 to 606 code for a protein of 175 amino acids. The record is from RefSeq and is a predicted model, not a curated record. NCBI's taxonomy places the organism in Eukaryota, Metazoa, Chordata, Actinopteri, Cypriniformes, Leuciscidae.
CCCGACGCUUUUCCACGUCGCGCGCCCAACGGUUGAGGCAGGGGAGGCUGCGCGCGUUCGUGCUUAGGCCGGGAAAAAAUGGCGGCGCCCGUCUUGCGAGUGUCCACCCCUCGCUGGGAGCGGAUAGUCAGGCUUCUCGUGUGUCUCUCAGGAAUCCUGAUAUCCCUGUACGCUUUCCAUGUGGAGAGGGAAAAGACUCGCGACGCCAGUUACCGCGCCAUGUGCGACCUGAGCAGCUCCAUCAGCUGCUCCAAAGUCUUCACGUCCAGAUGGGGUCGAGGAUUUGGACUGUUGGGAUCCAUUUUUGGGAACGACAGUGCAGUAAACCAGCCAAACAGUGUCUAUGGGAUUUUCUUUUAUGUCUUUCAGCUGUUACUAGGUUUGACGGCCAGUGCGAUGGCCGCUUUGAUUCUCAUGACCACCUCCAUCGCGUCGGUGAUGGGCUCCCUGUACCUGGGCUACAUUCUCUACUUCGUCCUUAAGGACUUCUGCUUCAUCUGCGUCACCACGUACCUACUGAACUUCAUCUUGUUUGUGCUCAACUACAAGCGACUGGUUUACUUGAACGAGGCCUGGAAGCAGCAGCUCCAAGACAAGCGGGACUAGACACACAACAACAACCACAACAAGUAUAGAAGGAUAACAAAUCAUCCAACACGUGCGGAAAAUGUGACCUCUGAAAAUUUGUGACUUGCCACCAGGAGACCUUGCUUCCAAACAAAUGUUCAUUCUGUUGCGUGCGUGUGUGUGUGUGUGUGUGUGUGCGCGCGUGUGUGUGUGUG